Staurois parvus is the source of this 310-nucleotide messenger RNA. The record is from the annotation of a GenBank genome assembly. NCBI's taxonomy places the organism in Eukaryota, Metazoa, Chordata, Amphibia, Anura, Ranidae.
UAGGGCCCCCCAUUGCUGCUGCCGGGCCCCGUAAUCUGCCAUGUGCCACUUUCAGGUUCUCCUCACACUGGCUGGUGUGUUCCAUUUUUUUUGUCAUAGGGUGCUGGCAGGCUAUUUACGGGCCUCCCAUAGCUGCUGCCAGGCCCCUAAUCUGCCAUGGGCCCCUCGUACCGACUCCUCAUGCUGCUGCCAAGUCCAGAGUCUGUCAUGGGUCCCUGUACGGCCUCCCAUUGCUGCUCUUCUCAUCGCCACACUCUGCCAUGUGCCACUUUCAGGUUCCUCACACUGCUGGUGGGUUCCAUUUUUUGUC